AUGGAUGGCGGCAGCGGUCUGAAUAUUCUUUACGCUGAAACUCUCAAGGGGAUGGGCAUUCCGAUGUCCAAGCUUAGUGAAAGCAACAUGAGCUUUCACGGUGUUAUCUCUGGAAAGAAGGCUGAAUCACUCGGCCAGAUAACUCUUGACAUGUUGAAGAUGCCUGGUCCAAGAGGCGUGAUCACAGUUACUGGCAAUCGGCAGAAAGCAGAAGAGUGCCUUCAGAAGGGCUCAAAAAUUGCUGAUGAACAGAUGGCAGCAGUUGAAAUGGAAGAAUACAAGAAGAACGCAGAUCCGAGUGAUUUGUUGAGAGCCAAGAAUCCUUCUUCUGAUACUGCAUACAAGUCGACUGGUGAAACAAAGGCAGUUCAUGUUCACCCGACUGACCCCAAUGCUGCUCCUACUCACAUCUCAACAACGCUCGACAGCAAAUAG
This is a messenger RNA of Aegilops tauschii subsp. strangulata, 435 nucleotides long. RefSeq lists its product as uncharacterized. The record is from RefSeq and is a predicted model, not a curated record. NCBI's taxonomy places the organism in Eukaryota, Viridiplantae, Streptophyta, Magnoliopsida, Poales, Poaceae.